AUUAAGAGAAAAUACAGAAAAAUUAUAAAAAAUAUUUAAAAAAAACUUUCACACAAUUAUGGAUAAAUUAACCACUAUAAGUGCCACCUUAUUUAUGGCCGCCGAUGUCUUUGCCAUAGUCAGUUUGGCCAUGCCCGAUUGGAUAGUCACCGAGGAGGCUGGUGACAUACGCCUUGGUCUCAUGUGGACUUGCAUGACUCUCUAUAAUCGCCCCCAGGUUUGUUAUACACCCGAAUUGCAACCUGAAUGGCUGGUGGCUCUUGUUUGUAUAUUCAUUGGCUGCAUUUGUAUAACCACCACUGUCAUCCUGUUGGCCUCUAGUACUUGGGAUCGCAAUGUUAUACCGUAUGCCCGCUGGGUGGGUUUUACGGCCAUGGUGUUAUUUUGUUUGGCGGCUGUGGUGUUUCCUUUAGGUUUUCACAUUGAGGAGAUUGGCGGCCAGGCUUAUCAAUUGCCCAAUACCUAUAAAAUAGGUAUAUCGUAUAUAUUAUUUGUUUUGGCUUUGUGGAUAACUGUGGUGUCCGAGUUGUUUGCGGGAAAAGUUUGUUUGCCUCAUUUUUAGGGAGACUGAACAAGGCGUAAAUAUUUGUUGUUCUAAGCAAGACUGGA
Calliphora vicina (urban bluebottle blowfly) is the source of this 609-nucleotide messenger RNA. RefSeq lists its product as uncharacterized. NCBI's taxonomy places the organism in Eukaryota, Metazoa, Arthropoda, Insecta, Diptera, Calliphoridae. The coding region runs from base 59 to 562 and encodes 167 amino acids. Gene Ontology annotation, cellular component: Golgi apparatus; ciliary membrane. Gene Ontology annotation, biological process: negative regulation of smoothened signaling pathway. The record is from RefSeq and is a predicted model, not a curated record. The transcript is spliced from 2 exons.